GGGCAAUCCUCUAAGAUGUUUAUUUGGACCAGUGGCCGGACCUCCACAUCUUACAGACAUGACGAGAAAAGAAAUAUUUACCAAAAAAUCAGGGAUCACGAUCUACUGGACAAAAGGAAAACAGUCACAGCUCUGAAAGCAGGAGAAGAUCGGGCCAUACUCCUAGGACUGACUAUGAUGGUGUGCUCCAUUAUGAUGUACUUCCUCCUGGGAAUUACGCUGCUGCGGUCAUACAUGCAGAGUGUUUGGACAGAAGAGGCUCAGUGCACACUCCUCAAUGCAUCGAUCACAGAAGCAUUUAACUGCUCAUUUAGCUGUGGUCCAGACUGCUGGAAAAUCUCUCAGUACCCCUGUCUACAGGUGUACGUUAACUUAACUUCUUCUGGGCAAAAGCUCCUACUUUACCACACUGAAGAGACGAUGAAAAUUAAUUCUGAGUGUUCCUAUAUCCCCAAGUGUGGCAAGAACUACGAAGAGUCCAUGUCACUUGUGAGUGUUGUAAUGGAAAAUUUCAGGAAGUACCAGCGCUUCUCAUGCUUUUACGACCCAGAAGGCUUUCAGAAGAAUGUGAUAUUAACCAAACUUUACAGUUCCAACGUGCUGUUCCACUCACUUUUCUGGCCAACAUGCAUGAUGAUUGGUGGGGUUGCCAUCGUUGCCAUGGUAAAGCUGACUCAGUACCUCUCCCUCCUCUGUGAGAGAAUCCAAAGGAUCAACAGAUAAAAGCAAAAACUUCUCUGAGAUGUAUUUCAGCUAAAAUACUGUUUUUUCAUUCUUCACCAAAGAACCUUAAGUUUGUAACGUGCAAGUCUGUUAUAAGUUCCUUACUAUAUUCUUAUAAGUAGAGCAAUAAUGCAAAAGCUGUUCUAUAUGCAAACAUGAUGUUAUUAUUAUGCAGACAACAGGAAAAAAUUACUGUUUGUGUUGGUUGUCUAAUCUGAUCUCAUUUUAUGCUGGAACUAGUACUUCUUUCUUUUCUACAGCCAAAAUAGGGCUCGGUGUGACCAUUUGCCAAGCUUUGUCAAUGAACACAUCAACAUUUCAGUGUAACAUUCUGGGAGAAAUUCACCCCUGUGCAGAGGGCUAGCAAAAGGCCUGGGCAUCAUUUAUGUCCCAUUUAAUCCUCAGGGCAUGCAACGGGUGGCUUUGGAGGGAAUGAGGGGAACAAAAGUAUAGAACCAGUGUCUUUUUAUGGUAAGAGGGUACAGAAUGGAUGCAUAUACGAUUGACAGCUUAAGUGGGACUUGCAUGUUGCUUGUGCUGGCUCUCCCUGCAAAGGGGAAAAUUUCAUCCUUUGGUGUUUUAGGUCUUUUGUAAAACACCUUGGAGAUGGAUAUUUGCAAUAUGUUUUCCUCACAUCACAUCAUCUACAGAAGCUACAGCCAAAAACAAAGAAAAUUCAACCAAUUUCAUUUUCUAUUCCAAGCUGAGCCCUAUUGCUGGAGAUGGGACCAGACACCUUAUGUAAAGGUUUAUUACGCAUUUGUCUUGUAUUUGCUACCAUAUCACUGUAAAGAAAAACAAAAACACAAUCA
This is a messenger RNA of Terrapene triunguis (Three-toed box turtle), 1535 nucleotides long. Its product is annotated as calcium-activated potassium channel subunit beta-2. Gene Ontology annotation, cellular component: membrane; voltage-gated potassium channel complex. The record is from RefSeq and is a predicted model, not a curated record. Lineage: Eukaryota; Metazoa; Chordata; Testudines; Emydidae. Gene Ontology annotation, molecular function: calcium-activated potassium channel activity; potassium channel regulator activity. Gene Ontology annotation, biological process: potassium ion transport; detection of calcium ion. The transcript has 4 exons. The coding region runs from base 16 to 723 and encodes 235 amino acids.